This is a messenger RNA of Capsella rubella, 912 nucleotides long. RefSeq names its product cold-regulated 413 plasma membrane protein 4. Gene Ontology annotation, cellular component: membrane. The transcript has 4 exons. The record is from RefSeq and is a predicted model, not a curated record. The coding region runs from base 47 to 658 and encodes 203 amino acids. NCBI's taxonomy places the organism in Eukaryota, Viridiplantae, Streptophyta, Magnoliopsida, Brassicales, Brassicaceae.
CAUUACUACAUUCACAAUUCACAAAAAAAAAAUUAAACUUACAAAAAUGGGAAGGGUUGAGUAUUUGGCCAUGAAGACUUCAGAUGAGACGACGGCGAACCUGAUCAAUUCCGAUCUGGACGAGUUCGUUGCCGCUACAAAGAAGCUCGUGAAAGACGUAGGGAUGCUCGGCGGGUUAGGCUUUGGCACGUCUUUCCUCCAAUGGGCCGCUUCAUUCUCCGCCAUUUAUCUCUUGAUAUUGGAUCGGACCAAUUGGAGAACCAAAAUGUUGACUACCCUUUUAGUGCCAUACAUCUUUUUCACACUUCCUUCGGUUAUCUUCCAAUUCUUUAGCGGAGAUUUUGGGAAAUGGAUUGCUCUCAUCGCGAUCACUAUAAGACUUUUCUUCCCUAAACAGUUUCCAGAUUGGCUAGAGAUUCCUGCAGCAUUGAUUCUUCUUCUAGUGGUUGCACCGAGCCUCAUAGCUGGGACACUAAGGGAAAGUUGGGUUGGGGCAGUAAUAUGUCUUGUAAUAGCAUGUUACCUUUUCCAUGAACACAUUAAAGCUUCAGGUGGAUUCAAAAAGUCUUUUACCGAGAAGCAUGGAAUCUCCAAUACCCUUGGGAUCGUUGCCCUCCUCGUUUACCCAAUUUGGACCAUAUUUCUUCACAUCUUCUAAUUAAGCCACCCUCCAACCCCAUUGGCAAUUGUAGUCUUGAGUGUUCUUAUUCAACGUUUGAUUUGUCUAAUUUCUUUAUUAGAAGCAUUUGUGUUUGAGAAAGUCUUGCAUUUAUUUUUAUAUAAGAAGUUUCAGUUGAGCUGACUUGUAAGAUUUUUUAUUUUAUUUUUCUAUCUUGUAAAUGUGAUGCCUUGUAAGAUAUAUGAGUUUGUAUAUUGGUUUGUGUGCUGAAUGAGAUCUUUAUUUUUCUAGUC